Messenger RNA from Strongyloides ratti, 3951 nucleotides. RefSeq names its product Tetratricopeptide repeat protein 21B. Gene Ontology annotation, biological process: intraciliary retrograde transport; protein localization to cilium. Bases 1 to 3951 code for a protein of 1316 amino acids. The transcript has 3 exons. The record is from RefSeq and is a predicted model, not a curated record. Gene Ontology annotation, molecular function: protein binding. Gene Ontology annotation, cellular component: intraciliary transport particle A. NCBI's taxonomy places the organism in Eukaryota, Metazoa, Nematoda, Chromadorea, Rhabditida, Strongyloididae.
AUGAAUUCAGAAGAUUCAUUAAGAAGUGAAAUAUUUUAUUAUUUAAGAGAAAAAUACUAUGGAACUUGUUUAUCUAUUGUUGAAACAUAUCUAGGAACAGUUUCAAUUAAAAACUUGUUUUUUGUCAUUAUCAAAGAAUACUCAUUAAUUAAAUUAAAAAAAGUUUCAAUAGCUAUUAGACAAUUGAAUAGUUUAAAAGGAAAUGAUGAUUAUAAAUGUUCUGUUUUAACAUUACUUAAAAUAGCAUAUGAAUCAGAAAAAGAAAAAGAUAUAACAACAAUAAAAGAAUUAGAAAAAGAAAUUCAAAAAUCAAGUAAUAAUAUAAAUGAUAAAGAUUUAUAUUUAUUAGGAAUAAUAUUAAUAUCAGAAGGAAUACCUCAACAAUUUAGAAAAUAUUUAAAACAAUCAAAUUAUGAUUCAAUGGAACAAGAUUUAAUUUCAUUAUUUGGAUGGUUAGAAUAUUAUGAUAAACAUGAUGUAGCACAGGCAACAAAAUAUUUUAAUAAAAUUUCAUCAAAUAAUGAUGAAAAAAUUAUAUAUCCAGAUAUAUAUUUAGGAAAAGUAAGAAUGUAUCAGGAUAUGCGUUAUUAUGAUGAGAUGAUUCAAAUAUUAUCAGAAUGCCUCUCACAUUAUUCAUCAUUUAUGCCAGGACAUAUUGAAUUAACAAGAUCAUGGAUGAUAAAUAGAAACUGGGAAAAAGUUUAUGAUAGUAUACAAACAGCUAAUCUUGUAAGUAAUGGUUCUGUUUUUAUACACUUUGUAGAAGUUAUUUAUACUAUAUUAAUAAAAGGUCAAUAUAGUUUAUAUGAAUCUGUUUUAAUGGAUUUAUAUGAUUCAAUUGAAACAUUUGAAAAAGGAAAUGUAAUAAUUUUAGAAAAAAUUUGUAAACUUUUAUUAAGUGUAAUGUUAGAUAAUGAUAAUUUAAUAGAUUAUACAGAAAAAUUUAUCAAUAAACUUUUAGAAAUUGAUGAAUCAAUUAUAUAUAAAAAAUUAAAAUGUCAAUUUUUAUUAAAAAAGAAAUAUUAUAAAGAAAGUUUUGAGAUAGCAAAAGAUAUUAUGAAUAAUUAUACUGGUGAUGAUCCAGAAAUCUUAUUAAUUCUUGUACAAUGUUAUAUAAAACUUGGAAAAAAGAAAGAUGCACGAUAUCAGUUAGAUUUUAGUAAAGCAUCAAAUAAUAAAGUUCAAGAUUCAAGUAUGUAUUAUUAUUUAGAAGCAUAUAUUAUUAAAAUGGAAGGUAAACCAUAUGAUGUUAUUUAUUCAGUUUUAUGUACAGCAAUAGAAAAACAUACAGAAAAAUUAUAUAGAAUUAAUUAUGGAAUUAAUUAUUUUAUUGAAAUUAAUUGUGAUUUUCUUAUUGAUAUUGGAUAUUUAUUAUUUGAAAUAUCACCUUUAACACCAACAAAAACUUAUACUGAAAGUUUAAAACAAGUUGUUAAAGUUAUAUCAUUAAUUCAUGAUAAUUUUCCUGGUAUUGAUAGAGCUGUAUAUUUAUUAGCUAAAGGACAAUAUUUACAAUGUGAGAUUGAUGAAGCAGAAAAUUUAUUAAAUAAAUGUAUAGAAAAAAGUCAUCAAAUUGCUGAGAUUCAUCUUUUAAUGGCACAAAUUCAGGUUGAAAAAAAAAAUCUUGACAGUGCAUCAAAAUAUUUAGACAUUGGUUUAAGUUUAAAUUUUAAAGUUAAAGAUCAUCCCUUAUAUUAUUUAACAAAAGCACUUUUAUUAAAAAAAUCUAAUCAAAUUGAUCAAAGUAUUACUCUUCUAAAACAAGCAAUGAAAUUACCAACAUUUGAUGGUUCAAUAAUUGAAAAACCUGAUUCAUUAAGUGUUUCUGACUCUGACAGAAUAGCAAUAUACCUAGAAUUAAUAAAUUCUCUUCAAAUUCAAAAUAAUAUACAUGAAGCUGAUAUUAUAAUGAAUAGAGCAAUGCAAAGAUGGAAAGGUAAACCAGAGGAACAACAAUUAUUUUUGAUGUCAGCACAAUUAAAAAUAUCUCGUGGUGAUUGUGAUGGUGGAAUAGAUAUUCUUAAUACAAUAACACCUGAUCAACCAAAUUAUCAGGCAGCUCAAAUUAAAUUAGCUGAAAUAUAUUUACAGGAAAAAAAAGAUUCAGCAAAAUUUGCUAAAUGUUAUAAAAAUAUUUUAUCAUCUAAUCCAAGUGUCAAAACAUAUAUUAUGUUAGGUGAUGCAUAUAUGAGUAUUCAGGAACCAUUAAAAGCAAUAGAAGUUUAUGAAACAGCAAUGAAAAAAAAUUCUAAAGAUUUUAUGUUAGCAGAAAAAAUAGGAACAGCUUAUGUAAAAUGUUUUAUGUUUCAUAAAGCUAUUAAUUUUUAUGAGACAGCAUUAAAAAAUUCUAAACAAAGUAAAAUGAGAUUAUGUUAUGUUGAGUUAUUAUUAAAAAUGGGAAAUUAUGAAAAAUGUGAAAAAGUAUUGAAGGAAGGAUUUGAAAAAUAUUCUGAAGUUAAUGAUAUUAAUACAUUAAAAGAUCAUAUCUCUUAUUAUAUGAUGUUAUCAAAAUUACAUUUAGAAAUUAAUAAUUGGGAGGAGGCUGCUAAUGAUUUAGGGCAAGCUAAACGCCUCCAAUCAGAAGUUAUUUCAAAAGCAACAACUGAAGGAUAUAAUAUGCAAGAAGAAAUUUUAAAAGCAUCUAAUAUAUGUUCAAAGAUAGCUGAUUUAUAUAAUAGUAAAAGAGAAUAUUCUAAGGCAGCUGAAAUGUAUAAAGAGGCUGUAGCAAUGAAUGGACAAGAUAUUAAAAGUAUGAUAGCAUUAGCAAGAAUAUACAUGGCUACAGGAAGAUUUCAACAAUGUCAUACACAAUGUCAAGCUAUUUUAACACGUGAUAGAUAUAAUGAUGAUGCCACAUUAAUGAUGGCUGAUUUACAAUAUCAAAAUAAUAAACCAUCAGAAGCAUUAAUUCAUUAUACACAAUUAUUAGAUAGAAAUCCAUCACAAUAUCAUGCAUUAGCUAGAUGUAUAGAAUUAUGUAAAAGAACUGGUGAUAUAGAACAAGCAGAAAAAUAUUUAAAAUCUGUUGUUGAUAUAAAUCCACGAGCAACAAUGGAUUGUGGUUAUAAUUAUUGUAAAGGUCUUAAUGAAUGGUACUCAGGAGAACCAAAUGCAGCAUUACAAGCUUUUAAUAGAGCUAAAAGAGAUAUAGAAUGGAGAGAAAGUGCUAUAUAUAAUAUUAUUGAGAUAUGUCUUAAUCCAGAUAAUGAAAUAAUUGGUGGUGAAAUUUAUGAUGUUGAAGGUGAAUCAAAUAAUGAAGAAUCAAAUAGAUAUUAUGGAGCAAAAUCUGCUCAACAAUUUUUAGAUGAAAUAAAAGGAAGACCUCAAGAUGAAGGAAGAUAUGAAUUAAUGUCAAAUUUUAUUCUUAUGUCAACAACAAAUAAAGCUUCUAUUCAGGUAGCAUUAAAUAAUUUUUUAAAUAUGCUUGUUGAAAAAGAACCUUCAACAUUGACACAACAAUGUAUUAAUGUUGGUGCAAUUCUUGGAUCAGCAAGAUGUUAUUUAGCUUUAAAACAACAACCUAAAGCUAAACAACAAUUAAAAAGUAUUCUUAAUUAUCCAUGGAAUUUAGAGGAGGCUGAUUAUCUUCAACAAUGUUGGUUAUUAUUAGCUGAUAUUUAUAUAAAACAGGGUAAAGGUGAACAGGCAUCAAAUGUUAUAAAAACAAUUAUAAAAUAUAAUUCAAGUUGUAUUAAAGCUUAUGAAUUAAUGGCUUAUACAAAAGAAAAAGAACAAAAAUUUUAUGAGGCAGCUUUUAAUUAUGAAAAAGCAUGGAAAUUAUCAAAAUGUAGAAAUGUUAAUGUUGGUUUUAAAUUGGCUUAUACACAUAUGAAAUGUAAAAAAUUUUUCCAUAGUAUUCAUAUAUGUCAACAAAUUCUUGAAAAAUAUCCUGAUUAUCCAAGAAUUAAAACUGAAAUAUUAGAUAAAUCAAGAGCCGGAUUAAGAAUAUAA